GCUCCGCUCCGCAGCGCGGGCGCCGGCCGCUGCCGCCUGCCUGUGUCCGCGGAGCGGGGGAGGAAGCACCGGCGCGGAGCCAGGUUUCCACUCUGAGAUUGUCUUCUAGGGCCAACUUCCACCAAUGGAAAUAAAAUUUGUUUUUCUACCACUCUGGGUUGGCUGGAGUAGCUGGCUCUCAUUCAGAGGAAACCUGGCAGAUCUAUUUUGCUUUCGUUGAACCUCUCUACUGCAUGUCAUAAAGAUUUCCUGGGUCCAGAAGCUGCACAGAAAACGACUGAGCAGCACAAAAAUGUGACUCUUACAAGAGACUCCAAGCUUUUGACAAGGAGUUUUCUACUGAUUAGUUUGUAAUUUAACCGUGUAACUGAAGCAUGAAUAAUAGUUAACCAGAUAGUGGACAGAAAGCCUUCUCAUUAAUUAAGACUGCCAAAAAAAUAGUCACCUGAAGGUUCAAAAUGAGUGCUCCAUUAAUUCCAAACAAGUCAUGUUACACUCAACUUCAAGACAACCACAGUGAAAUAAAAAAUGAUAAUGAAAACAUAGUAAACAUGGGGGAUACCAAUGCCAACCAAAUUGUGACAAAAGUUAGGACCAGUGAAGGUGAUGCCAAAAAAUGUAGUUUGACAGAUGAGAGUGGGAAUAUACAUCCUGGUGGAUCAGAAAAAGUUUCUCAUCUGAGUACAGAGCAGAAUAAACUUCUGGCCUUUAAAGAGUCUCAGAACUGUGACACCAGUGUACAGGAAAGUAAGUUGUCCCCUACCUCAAAUAGGGAAAUGGGGAAGGAUGGUAGGACCAAUGAACCUAGGGAUAUAUCGAGGCAUAUCAGGAUCAGCCGAGGACAAAGUCUGUCCAAUCUGAAGAGCAGCACAAAUGAUGCCAACCUGGGGGUUAUUUCAAAAGGUGAUACUGACUUUACCCAGAGUUUUUCUAAGGGUAAAAUGGCCAGGACUGUGGAGAUGGAGAGAAUAAAAAGGCUUUCUUUGGGAAGACCAAGUAAGUUUUCUGCUCAGACUGAACCAUUUGCAAAAGAAUGCGUUGGCCCUGUGUCGUGUAAACGUUUGCUUUCUGCCUCAUUGGAUUCCAUCGACAGGUCACAUCAUUUGAUUGGAAAUACAGAGAAAUCACAAAAAACAUCCACAGAUCAUUUUCUCGGGAUGGUGUUUCAUCCACUUGACAAUACCUCAGAGGAAAGUAUUGUGUUUUAUUCUAAACCAUCUACCUCAGGGAACAAGAAAAUAUCUAAACCAGAAAUCCAAAUGGAUGUGCAAAAUGUACCAAAUGUUAAAACUGAAAGCACACUGCAAACUUCUCAUGCUGAUCUACAUUCAGCUAUUAAGCCCAAUCAGAUUGCUAGUAAAUCAGAAGCACAAUUAGGUCAGGGUGAUAAAAGUAAAAAACUGGAGCUUAAGACUGUACCAUCUCUACAAUCUAAAAAUAUAUGUCAGCAAAAGAUUGAGAGAAUUAUGCUGGUAGAAUUUCUGGGAUGUCAAAAAGAUGAGAGUACAAUAAUGCAAGAAAAGAAAAGUUCUGGAUCUGAUGCAUCAAAAUUUCAAGCUUCUUGUUUUCCAGACACCUGUAAGAAAGUAGAGGAUCCAUUGUCAAGCCAGGUGGUCACCCACCGCGAUGACAAAUUUCUAAGUGAUAACAACACCAUGCUUGGAGCAGGAGGAGGAAGCAGCGAGAGUGACAGCAGGGCAACUACUAGUGAGGAAUAUUUCAUUGAUAAAGAAGUGGAAUCAGUAUUCCCACUCACUUGUGACAGCAAAUCCAGUGGCAAAGAUAUACUUAGAAAAAGUGAAAAUAUACACGAAGUUGACACAGGUUGCACUGAAACAGCUGGUGAGCAAGUAUCUCUUAUACAUAACAUUGAUCUACCUGACAGCAAACUCUUGAAAAUUAAAGAGAAUAAACAGAUGCCAGUCAAAGGAAGCAGUGAAAAUGCUGCUGUGCCAACUUGUGAUCUCUCAGAUCAGCCCAGAGUGCCAAGUACAGAAACAGUGUCAAAUGAACAGCGUAGCAAUGAGGACAGUGAUGUGGAAAUCUCAAGCUUUUCAGUUCAGAGUAAGAAGACAGGUAUUGCAAAGAAACACGUUUCAUAUGAAGCACCAGAGAGCUAUAAGACUGCAGCGAAGGCUGAUGCCUUUUUAUGUGUUCCAACUCCCUUGCGCCCAGUGGCAACUCUGAAUGUUAAUAAUCAGCCCGCGCUAUCAAACAGUAAUCUGAAGGACCUUUAUGCACUUCAUGUUGACAAACUGUCACCCUCCGCAGUCCUACCUCCCAUCGACAGCACGCAGUUGUUAAGCAUAUCCCCUAAAGUGCCUAUCAAGACUGUUUGCAGCACUGCAGUCCCCAAACCUAUACUGGUCCACUCCAAGGGCUCCCUCGCAGAUAAGGCGGAUGUGGACAGCGACUACAGUGAAAAGCUUGAAGAAAGUAUGGAGAUGAAGCCUGCCAUACCCAAGCCCAAGCAUGUGAGACCUAAAAUCAUUACUUACAUUAGAAGAAAUCCUCGUUCAAUAGACCAGCUUGACCCUUCGUUUGCCUCUGCGGGGCUGUCGUACAGCACCCCGGCAUGUGGCAUGCCCAUCUCUAAGGAGGAGAAGGCAUCUAAUGGAGGUGAUGUGAAGCCCCCCAGCAUCCUGUAUGACAAAUUUAAACCUGACCUUCAGAAGCCAAGGAUCUUCAGUUCUGGACUUGUAGUGUCAGGAAUUAGGCCCCCUGGCCAUCACUUCGGUCCGAUGAGUGAAAAAUUUCUGCAGGAGGUUGGGGAAAGGCCUGUGAAAGAUGAAUUUUGUCCUCCACCAUAUACUCACUAUGAGGUCCCACCGAGUUUUUAUCGGUCUGCCAUGAUACUUAAGCCACAGUUAGGACUGGGUGCAGUUUCAAGAUUACCGUCUGCAAAGAGCAGGAUACUUAUUGCAAGUCAAAGAUCCUCAGGUAACUGUCUUCAUCAGCCAGGAGAAAUGACAAGUGCUCCUAGCCUCUAUCAUCCUGAUGCUUCAGUUGAUCUUAAGAAAGGCCCAUGCCCAAAUGCUGCAAAGUCAAAUCUCCCCAAGCCGUGUCAGUCCGGACUGCGUCCUCCUGGUUAUUCACGCUUGCCAGCAGCUAAGCUGGCAGCCUUUGGUUUUGUCAGGAGCUCAAGCGUAUCUUCUGUCUCAAGCAACCAGUCAAAUGACAGUGCUCAGAGUGAUCAGAGCAAGACAACCAACCGUUCCAGUUUUGGAAACGAAGAACAGACUGCUCCUAAGGCAGCUGCUCCUUCUAAAGACGUUCCCAAGGGGAGCAGCAAGACUGCAACACAGGUAUCCAGCAGCACAGCAACUCCACGCAGGAGCUUACUGCCAGCACCAAAAGCUACAACAGCACCUGCUGGUUUGAAGAAAGAAGUACAAAAAGAUCAGGAUGCCAACAAACCAGCUCUGUCAUCCCCAAAGAGAUUAGCAGUAUCAGCCUCCAAGCUCCAUUCACCAGGGCAUUCCAAACAAAGGUCAACCACACCAAAGAAUGGAUUCUCCCCAAAACCAGGAGGAGAGAGUCGAGAGGCUGAAAAGCAGUUCGCGCAGAGGCUGAAGGAGAAGUGUGAUGAGCAGUCCAAGCAGUUGAGCAGUAUUCGGGAUGAGCUUAAAAGGACCAGCUGUGGCUUUGUUGUCUUUGCUAUAACAACACAGCACUUCUUCAGGCAGAAUGAAAGUGCCCUUGUGAAAGAAAAGGAGUUGUCAGUGGAGCUUGCAAACAUCAGGGAUGAAGUGGCCCUCAACACAGCGAGAUGUGAAAAACUACAAAAUGAGAAGGAGGAGCUGGAGAGGCGAUUUGAGGAGGAGGUGACGAAGCUCCGCUGGCAGCAGCAGGAGGAGCUGCAGGCACUGGAGCUGCGGCUGCAGGCGCAGUACAGCGCCGAGAUGGAGCGCUUGCAGGAGGAGCACAGGCUGCAGCUUGCACAAGCCAAGAGUCAGCAUCAGGAGCAGGUGGAAGAUAUCACUGCUAUACAUGAAGCUGCAAUGUUAGAAGUAGAAAAUAACCACACAGUCGCCAUUGCAAUACUGCAGGAUGAGCAUGACAGCAAGAUUCAAGAACUGAUGUCUGCACAUGACCUGGAAAAGAAAGAAUUAGGAGAGAGUUUUGAAAAACUGCGGCUGUCACUGCAGGACCAGGUAGACACCCUCACUUUCCAGAACCAAUCGCUUAAGGACAAAGCAAAGCGAUUUGAAGAGGCUUUGAAGAAAAACACCGAGGAACAACUGGAGGUUGCACUAGCCCCAUAUCAGCACUUAGAAGAAGAUAUGAAUAGCUUAAAACAGGUUCUGGAAAUGAAGAACCAUCUGAUUCACCAACAGGAGAAGAAGAUUAUGGAGCUAGAAAAACUGGCUGAAAAAAAUUUAAUCCUGGAAGAAAAAAUCCAGGUGUUGCAACAGCAGAAUGAAGACCUCAGAGUCAGAAUUGAUCAAAAUACCGUCGUAACAAGGCAGUUGUCAGAGGAGAAUGCUAAUCUUCAAGAAUACGUCGAGAAAGAAACGGAGGAGAAGAAGAGGCUGAGCAGAACUAAUGAAGAGCUCCUUUGGAAGCUGCAGACUGGAGAGGCCAUAAGUCCUGUUAAACUCUCUCCCACAUCUCCUACUCCUGUUUAUCGCUGCUCAUCAGGGCCUCCCACUCCAGCAAAAGUCAGCACCGUGCCAAGAUGACAGUGCCACCUGUGUGCUCAAGAUAACAUGGCUUUUACGCGUGUUUCCAAUCUGCUGAGUGUUAUCAUCCAAGGAAGUAUUACCAACAAUACGCACCCAGGAUUCGUUACUGCAAGCAUGCUCUGUAGCUGCAUAGCUUUACACUAGGCAGUGUACCCUUACAAUCUCAGUAUAGGAGCUCCUGGUUCUGGCAUGCUGAUGUGUUAGGAUAGCAUAACCAGUCUAGUAUGAUGUGUAAACAUUUUAACUGUGGUUAGAGCCAAAAGAAGGAAAAUACUACUAUUAAUGGUUCGUCAGAAUGAACUUUCGCUGCAGUAUUUCAGGUUAGUUACAAACAGUUCAAGUUGUGGAUUUUUCUAUAUGUGUGUUUGUGUUUAUAUACAUGUAUGUAUUGUACCUUUAUACCUAUAUAUAGACGCACACACAUAUAUAUGUAGUUGAAGAUGUUCUGAAUUGCAUUUUUUAUAUUAUUGGAUACUAUUAAGUGCUGAUAUAUUUUCAUUACGGUCAGCAUUUUUCUAACUCGUGCCUAAGACUUGUAUCUAAACAAAAUGCAUUUCUGUUUAGCCUCCCAGGAAUAUUUCUACCCAAACUAGAAGAAAGUUACACAGAAGUAGAAGCGCCUUCCAAACGACCACCAAGUGGUACUCUAUAUAACAUGAACACCAGCGACUCUGAAAUUCUGAAACAGUACUGCCUUCAAAACCAUCACCUUUGUAUUGAACACCAGAUAGGAUACAUAUACCAUUCUCUGCUUUUUAAUUCUUAGCAUCAAUAUUGUGAGUGGAUAUAGGCUAGAGAAGAGGAACCUGAGGGUUUUAGUGAAUUUGGUAGAGGUUACUGAUUAACAUGUUUUGAUCUUAGUAUCUUUAAGUCUUACUUAGAUCUAAUCUUGUUUUAACUUGCUGUGUUUUGGAUACAAUCAAAAUCUCUGGCUGUAGGUUCCUGUCCAUGUUGAUUUAUUUCAAGUCCAGUAAGCAAGAAGGAGAGAACAAAUUGCUUGUACUUUGACUUUUGCUGUCCAAGAGGUUCCCGGUACUGGGACCAGAAAUGGGAGUGCCUGCUAGGACUCUGGCUUCCUCCCAGCUGAAACAUAAAUGAAACACAGACGACUCCAUGGGAGCAAAUGAGGUCAGAUUUGUUUCCUUCCGUAUUUAUAUAUCAUUUUUCAUUGCUAAAUUUUACCCAAAGUUACAGAGCACUUUUAAGAUUCGUCGAAAAGAUUUGUCAAACUACCUUUAACUUCUCUGCCUUGUAGCAAAAAAAUGUGCACCCAUUUCCUUUGACUUUCCCCCCCCCUCUCCCGAGGGCACAACUAUGCCACAUGUGUGGGCUGCAGAAGGGGCCACAGCAACCAGUGCCGCACACAUCUGUCUCCGAAGGGCUGUUCCUGUGCAAAACGCGACUUUCCUGGGGUAUAGCACCAAGAACGGGAAACAGCUGAGCCAAACAGAGCUGAGCCAAACAGCUGAGCCAAAGUGAUGCCCAACAGAGGCUCUGAUGGAAAGAGCUAAAGAGCACUCACUGGCGCUGUUAGCAAGUGUGGGGCUGGCAAUGGGCUAGUUAGGAUUAUUAGCCUGGAGUGGAAGUGUGUGCUGUAGCACAGCUCUUGCAGUUGACUCACCCACUCAUAAGAGAGAAAAAUCCCGUAGCAUAAUUCAGAAAAGGGAGCUCUAUGGGGUGCUUUUAUAUUCAGCUUGUGGCCAAGAACCUGAAUAUGUUCCUGCUUUGAGCAGUAGGAUCUAAGUAAGCAAGAGACAGCAUAUGCAGAAAAAUUGUGGGAUGAGAGAGUACUGCAAAGGAGAGUGACUCUCAAACAAGGUGUGUGUAUUGUGGAUCAGAUGCAUAGACCAGGCACACCCAGGACUCCUGUGAGCAGAGGUAGGGUUGCACAGUGGUGCUGUAGUGCACGAGAACUGUGGUUGGGCUUUCCUGGGAAGUACUCAGGAUUCACAGACUGCAGCUUGGAUAUAGCUUCAAUCACUGUCAAAGUAUCUGUGGCCCCUUCCAGGAAAUAAAAAAGAUGGGGGGGUUUCUCCUUUUUUUUAGAAAAAAUUAUUUUUGUAGCAGCUUUUGCAUGAUACUGUGAUACUGAAUAAAUUGAGCAUCUUGUUAGAAUAGAUCAUGCCACACCAACUACCACUGUUGAAAUGCAUUACUAGGUUUGAAUGUGUUCAGCAAGUACAACCUGAAAGUAGAAUAGCUAUUUAACACACACACACAUGCAACAAAGCCCCUUCUUGCCAAGUAUAAUUUUAAUCUCUUUCAUACUUCACUUGCUAAAUGCACAGAUAUUCUGCAAUACCUACUGCGUUGCCAUGUUUCAGUCUGGUGCAAUAUGUGUUCUGAUACAGUAAGAGUUGUUACCAUGAAGCUAAUCUGAACUUUUCCGUGUUAUACACACUAAAACAUAUUAUCAGCCUGAGGGUGGGCUGGCUGAGCCUAUCUAUCUCUUUCAUUUCUUCAUUGUUUUCCUCUUUUUAUGGUGCUUUCCCUAUCCCUAUGUUGGCUGAAAUUCGUAUACAACAGAUGCUUCCAGCAAUGAAUUGGGAAUGGGUCUUCUGUGGUGAGCACACUGGGCUGAUUCCAGUUCUGCCAUCACUGAUCUCGUUGCCAAUGUCUCUCUUGUCUAAUUUUGACCUCCCAAUGCUGCUUGUUAUUGAUUUCUUCCAUGGGGUAGCAUCUCCAAUCCUGCAGGUUACUAACAAAGUUGUAGAAAGUUUUUUCUGACCAGAAGGGAGCUACCAAGCCUUCCCUGCAAAGGUGUGAAGGGUAUUUCCUUCCAGUGCAACCCCAGAAACACAAACUUCUUUCCCCCAAAAUGUCAUUACUUUUUCCUGCUAUUCCUCUGUCCUGUCUCUCCUUACCUCUGCAUGCAGGAGUGGGUUUGAAAAAAAAAAUAAAAGAAAGAAAGAAAGAAAGGAAAAAAAAAGCUCUGGUUUUAAACAACAGUUCAGGAUAGGAGAAGGCCCUCAGGUAGUUGUCCAGCACAUGUGGGGUGCCUAGCAAGGGAACCAGCCGUUCCCUGGUGCAAAGACCUUCUGAGUGCCCUGGCAUGAGAGAGAUUUAAGAUAUAGUGAGGGUUGCUUUGCCAAUCUGGAGCAGUGCUGCUGAAUGUCCCUGAUUGGGGUCCUACUGUCGGGCAGCUUCACACAGGGGAGAUGCGACUGUGCUGGUCAAGUGUGACAUCCAUGACAGCAUUGAGAGUCAGAUCUCCAGUCCUGGUUCCCCUGCCAUCCCUGCUGAUAGCACAGCACCUGGGGGUGCUGGGGGCACCCCAGGUCAAGAGUGAGUGAGGACAAGCUUUUUCUUCUGGGGCCGGAGGCUUCCCAAAGUGCAGGGCCUAUCUGUGUGCCUUCCUGGUUUGCACCGCAACACGGCCUUUGGCACGAGAGGGAAUGCAGCUAGUUCCAAGCAGGAAAGGUUUUAUUGCUCUUCCAUCUUUAAAAUGAAACCAUUUGAUUUGGUUAAUGUUUCACUCUGUUCAAAGUAAAAGGCUGCUGUGACAAUAAACCCAAGCUAUGAUUUUUCUGAAGGGGCUGCCAGCAACUGGCAUGAAUUCGCGGUGCCCAGCCCAUAACCCCUGCGCUGCCGGCACAGGCUGCACGAGCCGUGUUGCCACGAGAGGCUCAACUGGCCCUUUCCCAUCCUCCUACUGCAACAGGGAAUGGACCUGGCUCCUGAAACCUGCCCUAAGGCAGCAAUACCAGCUGCAGGGACACGUGAGCUCCAGGCACGGGCACUCUGCCUGCCCCAUCCCCGUACUGGAUGUUCUGCUUCAGCAACCACUGGUACACGGGGGGCUGCAGACAGGUUACAACCCUUCAAGUGGGCACCGAUGCACAUGAACCCCCAGGCUGGCCGUACCCAUCAAUCCGGCCACUUAAGAGGGUAAUAAUACCGGGAAAUGUUUUUUCCAGUUAUCUCCCUUAAAUCACCCACUGCAGCAGGUAGGCAGAGCCCAGGGACUAAGGCCUCCUUUAAGGGCAGGAAAGGGCUCUUUCAUCUUCAUGGCUGAAUGGGCAGCCCUCAUCUACCAGCAGCAAAUCUUGUGGCUUUGUGAAGCCCAAGGAAAAGCUGGUGAAGAAAGAGGCUAGCUUACGAUGAGCUCCCCCUCUUGCCUCAGUCCUUACAGUGCCCAGCAGGACUGGGAUAGUGCCCCCUAGGGCCCACCAGAUCUCCCAAAGUGGAGAGAAGAGCAAUUCCCCACUAUCCCUCCUGCCCAAGCAAAGGGCUGUAAGGAGCUACUGCUCUACUUGCUAUGGAGGUGACGCUGUGAAGGCCCUUUAAAAACAAGCCUGGGCUGACCAUUUCAUAAAUGAUGAGGUGGGCAGAGCCCAGGCAUCACCAAAAUAGGUGAGGGCACCAUGCAGCCUCCAAUGGAUUAACUGGAGGGGAGCUGUGAGCACUUAGGAUGGAUUUGGCCAGGCAGCACCUCUAUCAUAAGAUCCCAACCAUGGCUGGCCUUCUCUAGCAAUGACCCAUGCUGGGAAGAUGAAGUUAGUAUCCACCACGUUUACCAACAACAGCACUGCCUGUACAUCUUGGAUGAGCUACUGAAAGCUCAGUGGGGAAACAUGCAGGCUGGGAGACCACUGUGAGCAAACCUGCUGCAGCAAACCCUACCCAGCAAACGAAAGAAGUGUGAAGCCUCCCUAGUAGCUCCGGCACAAUCUCUACCAGUGUUGGCCUCACCCUUUGCUUCUCUAGUCUAGGUCCUACAUGCAAGUUGUUAUGAAUGCCAACUUCCCCCACCACCUACCAAACCCACCUAGCUCACAAAAGUCUUCCUCGAAAAGAAGGAGCCUGUGAAGUGCCUAGUGAUGAUCACAGUGGGCUUGCUUGCAUCCUCAUUCAAUGUGAGCUUGGGGGAUGAGGUCUUCCCUUCUUCCUUCGAGCAGAGAUCUUUGAGUUAAUAAACAUUUGCAUAAGUGAAGUUGGUAAUUCAGGCCUUGUAUAUCCUGCUAAAAUGACUGUUGGUUGUGUGUGAUUAGCUUGGCAGAUGCACAAAGGCAACCUUGUGGUGGUUGGAGGAGAAAAGGAAAAACUAACAAAUGCAAAAUCAGGUAUAUUUUAUGUCUCUGCACUGAUUGUGUUUGUGUCCUGUGGACACGCUGAGGAUCCUUCUGUACAGUUUCCCAUGCAGUAGGAGUGCUGUGGUCCAGUUUACUAUGUGGCUAAUGAUUACAGGAAGAGUUUGUAUUAUUUCAGUUACGAUGUACAGAUAAGUGUAAUAUAUUCCUGAUAAUAAAUACAUGCGCACACAUAUGGGUGGACGCAUACAAA
Molecule: messenger RNA, 9968 nt
Organism: Rhea pennata
Lineage: Eukaryota; Metazoa; Chordata; Aves; Rheiformes; Rheidae
Gene: MTUS2
Product: microtubule associated scaffold protein 2
Exons: 16
Coding region: 459-4682 (1407 amino acids)
Cellular component (GO): nucleus; cytoplasm
Molecular function (GO): microtubule binding
Source: RefSeq, a predicted model, not a curated record